AUGGCCGCGAAGAACUUCAAGUACGUGAUCCUCGGCGGUGGAGUCUCAGCUGGAUAUGCAGCUCGGGAGUUUGCCAAACAAGGGCUUAAGCCAGGCGAACUAGCAGUCAUUUCCAAAGAGGCGGUCGCACCAUAUGAACGUCCUGCACUCAGCAAGGCUUAUCUCUUCCCUGAGUCUCCUGCUAGACUUCCUGGGUUUCAUGUUUGUGUUGGAAGUGGAGGAGAGAGAUUGCUUCCCGAGUGGUACAAAGAGAAAGGGAUAGAAUUGAUUCUUAGCACUGAAAUAGUUAAAGUCGAUCUUGCUGAGAAGACUCUUGUCAGUGGAACUGGGGAAUCCUUCAAGUAUCAGACUCUGGUCAUUGCCACUGGAUCAACUGUUAUAAGAUUGACAGAUUUUGGUGUCAAAGGAGCUGAAGCCAAAAACAUCUUCUAUUUGAGAGAAAUUGAUGAUGCUGAUAAACUCAAUGAAGCAAUUAAAUCCAAAAAGAAUGGGAAAGCCGUGAUUGUUGGAGGAGGGUACAUUGGUCUCGAGCUUGGUGCAGCUUUAAGAAUUAACAACUUAGAUGUUAAAAUGGUUUACCCUGAACCAUGGUGCAUGCCUCGCCUUUUCACUUCUGGUAUUGCUGCUUUCUACGAGGGUCACUAUGCAAACAAAGGAAUUAAAAUCAUCAAGGGAACAGUUGCGGUUGGAUUUACUGCUAAUUCAGAUGGAGAGGUCAAGGAAGUGCACUUAAAGGACGGCACUGUGCUUGAAGCUGACAUUGUUGUUGUUGGUGUUGGGGGGAGACCCCUGACAACAUUGUUCAAGGGACAAGUUGAAGAGGAGAAAGGUGGCAUUAAGACGGAUGCAUUCUUCAAAACAAGUGUUCCUGAUGUAUAUGCUGUGGGUGAUGUGGCUACUUUUCCUUUGAAGUUGUACAAUGAGAUUAGAAGAGUUGAGCAUGUUGACCAUGCACGCAAAUCUGCUGAGCAGGCUGUAAAGGCCAUCAAGGCAAGCGAGGAGGGGAAGACAAUUGAGGAGUAUGACUACCUUCCCUUCUUCUAUUCUCGUUCCUUCGAUCUGUCAUGGCAAUUCUACGGCGACAAUGUGGGUGAAACCGUGCUCUUCGGAGACAAUAACCCUACCUCACCAAAACCCAAGUUUGGAACAUACUGGAUCAAAGACGGGAAAGUGGUCGGAGCAUUUCUGGAGGGUGGCAGUCCUGAAGAAAACCAGGCUAUUGCCAAAGUUGCCAAGGUCCAACCUCCUGUUGCCAGUUUAGAUCAGCUUGCGAAAGAAGGUCUUUCUUUUGCUAGUAAGAUUUAA
Messenger RNA from Prunus armeniaca (apricot), 1305 nucleotides. The record is from the annotation of a GenBank genome assembly. Lineage: Eukaryota; Viridiplantae; Streptophyta; Magnoliopsida; Rosales; Rosaceae.